UCAAAAUAAACUGAAAUUUUAAUUUAAUACACAAGUGUAGGUACAUGGUACCUAGACAUAUAUGAUCCAAUCGUGAAUGAUUUAGGUUAUGCAUAUUAUACAACAGCGACUGCCUGACCAUUGUUUAAAACAUUUCUGAAAUACAAUUCCAAUUAUAUGGGUCCGAAAAAAAUGUGAUUAGAUUAUAGUCAAAUACUUUAUUCGUUUUUCGUUAGUAUGUCAACUGCAUCGACCACACAAAUACGUUACCUAUUUACCGUUUUCAGCCAUCUAUUUUAAAUCACCGUGAAUAACAUCCAUAAAACAUGAGUAAAUCAUCAAGACAUAGAAAUAAAAAAUUCAAAUAUGCGGCGACAGGUGUUCUAAUUUCGGACAAGCCCGAUUUAAAAGGAGAUUGGUUGAACAUUUUCAUAUUGUUAUUACUGUAUACAUUGCAAGGGUUGCAAUUAGGCUUAACUAAUGCUAUUCCCAUACUUUUACAAAGUAAUAAAAAUGUUACUUAUCAAGAUCAGGCUGUAUUUAGUCUAGUAAUGUGGCCAUACAGUUUGAAACUCUUGUGGGCUCCGUUAGUAGAUGCGCUCUACGUAAAAAAAAUAGGAAGGCGAAAGUCUUGGCUCAUACCAGUGCAAUAUAUAAUGGGAUCGUUCUUUUUUUACAUAGCCGACGACAUCAAUAACUUGUUACCCGAAACGGAAAAACCAAAUAUAGAAAAAUUGGUAAACGUGUUUUUCGUGGCCUCUUUCUUGGUGUCCACCCAGGAUAUAGCAGUGGACGGUUGGGCUCUUUCAAUGCUGAAAAAGAAUAACGUAGGCUAUGCGUCCAUGUGCAAUACAUCGGGCCUGGCGAUCGGCUCGAUGAUAGGUUCUAUGGGGUUCACCCUGUUAACGUCUAAAGAUUUUUGCAAUAAAUACUUGCGAGUUACGCCUGAUUCAGAAGGAAUUGUUACCAUGAAACAAUUAUUAUACAUUUGGGGAAUUAUAUUUAUGUUUAUCACGACAUUGAUUGCUAUAUUCAAAAAAGAAAAGGAUUGUUCAUUAGAAGAUGACCAUGUGAAGCUGAGCACUUUUCAGAGUUAUCGCUUACUAUGGGGCAUUUGCAAACUACCUAGUAUACAGAUAUUUGCAAUAGCAUUGUUGACAGUGAAAGUUGGAUUUGCUGCAACCAUCAGUAUGUCGAAUUUAAAACUGAUUGAUGCCGGUGUAUCAAAAGAUGACAUGAUGAUAAUAAAUACAUCAAUAAUCAUAACAAAAAUUAUUUUACCUCUCGUUAUUGCAAGAUUUACUUCGGGUCCAAAACCAAUGAGUAUAUACUUGAAAGCUACUCUGAUUAAAUUACUUUGGAACAUUGCAUUUAUUAUGCUUAUAUAUUACACACCAAAAUUGAUAAAAAAUAAUGGGGCUAUAAAUAUUCCAAUUUAUUACUAUGCAAUAUUAGUAAUUAUAUUAUCAAUACAAGAAAUACUGAGUUAUACUAUGUUUGUGGCUUUAUUAUCUUUUUGCUCUAAGAUAAGCGACCCUCGUUUUGGUGGUACUUACAUGACAUUGUUCAAUACUCUCUCAAAUUUGGGUCAGGCAUGGUCAACUUCCACAGCACUUGGAAUUGUUGAUUUGUUAACAUUCAAAGAAUGUUCAUUUGAUUCCAAGAAUAAUUGUUCUACACUAGAUCUCAAAAAAACGUGUAGAAUAGAAGGAGGUGACUGUGUUGUAACAGUGAACGGUUAUUACAUAGAAAUGGUACUGUGUACAAUUUUCGGAAUCAUAUGGUACCGUUCUUUCAAAAAUAUCCUUAAAAAUCUUCAAAUGAUUUGCCCAUCUCAGUGGUUGGUGAACUACGUGAAACAAUCAAUUACAGAAAAUAGCGAAAAUAGCGAAAAUAGCGAAAAUAGCGAAAAUGAAUUUACCGUUACCGAGCAGUGAUAUAUUUUGAUUACUUUUGCUUGAAAAAUAGACGGUUUUGUAUGAUUCUAUUAGGCAAUUGUUAUAUGUGUUCAUUCAAUAUUCACUCAGCUAUACUCCUACCUAACCUUCAUACCAAAGGCGUUCUGAGCUUUUUUGAAGUAGGGGAAUAUGAGUAUUUAACUAUUCGCAGAUGUAACAAAAAAAAAAUGUCUAUUCUUGCAUUUAUUUGGGUUCCGUCUAAUGUAUACUUAUAAUUUUAAAUAAUGUAAUAUUUUAAAUUUUGACACAAAUUAUUUAUAAAAUAUUAUUCAAUUAAAAAAAUUACCUUCUUCCACUCUAUAUAUAUUCUAAUACUGCACUAAAAUUCCCAAUAGACGAUUCCUCUAGAAACUAUCAUAUUAAUUACCAUAACUACCUAAAAUUUUUUAAAUCGAAUUAUAAUACAACUAUUUAAUACCUAUUCAUAUACCUGGAUCUUACUAACCAAUAACCAUUAACACACAACAUCUCGUGGCAAACCUAACAAUUUCACUACAUAAAUAUAAUAUAUGUAAAAUAAAUUAUUGAUUUAAGUUUCAA
Messenger RNA from Myzus persicae (green peach aphid), 2477 nucleotides. Its product is annotated as acetyl-coenzyme A transporter 1-like. Gene Ontology annotation, cellular component: membrane. Gene Ontology annotation, molecular function: acetyl-CoA transmembrane transporter activity. The transcript has 9 exons. Lineage: Eukaryota; Metazoa; Arthropoda; Insecta; Hemiptera; Aphididae. The record is from RefSeq and is a predicted model, not a curated record. Bases 306 to 1916 code for a protein of 536 amino acids.